This is a messenger RNA of Sinocyclocheilus rhinocerous, 1320 nucleotides long. Its product is annotated as protein YIPF7-like. The record is from RefSeq and is a predicted model, not a curated record. NCBI's taxonomy places the organism in Eukaryota, Metazoa, Chordata, Actinopteri, Cypriniformes, Cyprinidae. Gene Ontology annotation, cellular component: trans-Golgi network. Gene Ontology annotation, biological process: vesicle fusion with Golgi apparatus; endoplasmic reticulum to Golgi vesicle-mediated transport. The transcript has 6 exons. Bases 438 to 1181 code for a protein of 247 amino acids.
AUACUGUAAAGAUGCUGCAUUUUUUGCUGUUAUAAAGUGUUAGACAUAAUCUUUACUGAUGUUUGUCUCUUUAUUUUAAGGUGUAUAUCUUCAAAUAACAAGAAUGUCAUUUUUUGUCCUGCCUUUAUUUCUGUAACUGUGUUCAUUUUCAUGAACAGAUACAGAGGAUAUGAUUUAAUUGUACAGCAGUUGUACUGAACAUUGAGUGAUGAGCAUGUCAUCAGUCAGUAGAUCCAGAGAUCAUCAGGAUGGCUUUACAACAUGACCUGCCAGCACACUGACAGUGCUGCUCAUGUCCCACAAGCAAAUAUAGAAGACUAUUAAUAGCAUCUCAUACACACAUACAGCAAAACAGCUGCUCAGUGACCAAGCAAAGACUCGGUACAAACAAACCAAGAUCUUCAAAUCAAACCCUGACUUUAAAGGACACGGAAAGAAUGGGAGACUUUCAAAACUUUGAACAAGACUUCUAUCAGUCUGGAUAUUAUAUGGAUGGUCAGCAGGAGGAUGUAUAUGGCUAUGAUCCAGUCUACGUCAAUCCAGAAUACCAUGAAGUUGAUAAUUCCGCACAUUUAGCAGAUGAAUAUACCACUACAGCAUCUUAUAGUGGACAAGUGUAUCAGCCUGUAGCGCUACCCGAGCAAACAGAAUAUAUAGACUCAUAUGAGGAAGAGCCGCCACUCUUAGAAGAGUUGGGCAUUAACUUUGACCAUAUUUGGCAGAAGAAUCUGACUGUGUUAAAUCCACUGAAGCCUGCUGAUGGCAGUAUUAUGAAUGAGACAGACCUCACUGGGCCUGUUCUCUUCUGCAUUGCUCUGGGAGCCACACUAUUAAUGGCAGGGAAAGCACACUUUGGGUAUGUGUAUGGCAUCAGUGCUCUGGGAUGUGUUGGGAUGUACAUGCUGUUGAACCUGAUGAGCAGUUACAGCAUAUCCUGUGGCUGUGUGGCGAGUGUGCUGGGAUACUGCCUCCUGCCAAUGGUGGGACUCUCUGCCUUUGCUGUUCUUUAUUCCCUUCAAGGGCUCUUGGGAACGCUGUUGGCCUUGUUUGUGAUUGGCUGGUGCAGUCUAUCAGCUUCUAAGAUCUUCAGUUCCACUCUUGACAUGAGUGGGCAGCAGCUGCUGGUGGCCUAUCCCUGCGCUCUUCUGUACGGGGUCUUCGCUCUCCUAACUGUCUUCUGAAAUCUCAACUAUUAUAAGAGAUUAUCACUCUAAAAUCAGAUGAAAAUCCAGUUUGCACAUAAUUCACAUUGCUUGUCAAAGUGGUGGCAAAUCAAAGUUACUGUACAUUUUUAUCAGAUGAAUAAAAAACAAAAAGCUA